Bactrocera dorsalis (oriental fruit fly) is the source of this 6655-nucleotide messenger RNA. RefSeq lists its product as uncharacterized. Bases 1351 to 4335 code for a protein of 994 amino acids. Gene Ontology annotation, cellular component: focal adhesion; axon. The transcript is spliced from 9 exons. NCBI's taxonomy places the organism in Eukaryota, Metazoa, Arthropoda, Insecta, Diptera, Tephritidae. The record is from RefSeq and is a predicted model, not a curated record. Gene Ontology annotation, biological process: axonogenesis; cell surface receptor protein tyrosine phosphatase signaling pathway. Gene Ontology annotation, molecular function: protein phosphatase binding; signaling adaptor activity.
UAGGUAUAAAGAUCACAUUCGCGGUCCUCCGUAUUUCAGGAAAAUCGGCGUAUAUUAGACCGAUACGCAAAUCCUUUAACACUACCCACUGUCGUCCAAAAUCUUGAAUGGCUAGGCGGCAGCAACAGCGCACACACACUCUCUCUUGCCGACAUAAUUGGUCCACGAUGCCGGUUACUCGCAAAACCUUUGAUACCUACGACUGCAUAUAUGUACAUAAACACAUACAUCAGCACGUAGUAGGUAGAUAGAUACACACAAUCACCGCCUAAGCUUGCACAGUAGGCGGCCGCCAACGAACUUCUGAGCUGUUGGCCUGCUCCUGCCCAUAACUACCUUGCUCUGUUGGCGGAGAGUAUUUGCGAAGUCGGUGUGCGCCAGCGUCGCGCGAACUCACUACAGGCUCUCUAGUUUCAGCUUUCGCUCUCAUUUCUCAAUAUUUAGGCUCCAACACUGCCAACUCCUGGCACUGAUGACUGUGUGUAUGUGUGUGUGUGUUGCAAAAAUAAAACAAAAAUAAUUUUCACUGCUGAGUGCAUUUGUCAGCUGCUUGACUCUUUUUGUUGUUGUAGAUGUUUCAACUUAUUGUUGUUGCUUUGCUUUUCCUUGCGAAUAUCCACUUCAAGCUGGGAUACCUACUCCACACCGAACGAACGACUGAAGUCAGUUUCAGUUCAACGGAGUGCACUCGCACAAUUCGGUACAAGUUGCGGUUUAUGCAGCAGAAAAUUUUUAACGAAAAUAUCCAAAAUGCUUACACAUACAUACACGUACAGUAUACACGGAGUGUGAUACUAUUUACUCCAACUGCCUUGACUGACUGACAAAAUGUGGCUGAAAAAAAAUGUGAAGUGAUGUGAGGGAAAAAUGUGUAAGCUAUUAAAGUGUGUAACGGUGAAAUUCUCGUAAAAUCAAAUAAAGUGUUCAAAAAAAAAACAACAACCUACACACAUCCAGCUUUAAUGCUGCGUAUCUGCGGUACGCGAAAAAAGUUUCGUGGAAAAAUCAAUGCAAAUCAAAUUUCAUAUAUCAAAUUCUGCAAACGAAGAAGUAUAAGAAAUAUAAAUGGUAGUGCAAAAAAUAAUGAAUAAGCAAAGCAGCGGAAAAUUUUUCAGUACAAAAUUGUAGUUUGUGAAAGUUAAGUGCAGCAUGUAGUACAUGUACCUUUGAAAUUACAUUUUUAUGUGUAGACCCAUAAUAUAAUAACAACAAAAAAUACCUUUCCACAUACUCAGUGAAAUCGGCAGCAAAAAUCAACAGUGAAAAUGAAUCCGCUACAGUCAACGCGCGUACGCAUCAUAGCAACCAGCUGGUUUCAGCCGUACGCCAUACGGUGUUGUUGUCAUUGCAAUGCAUCGAUCAUUGAAGCCGCACGCACAAGCUAAAAAGGUACCACCACCUGCGCUACCCGGAGAUCCCGCACCGCAACAGCAGCAAAUACCAUUAUACCGUUUAGGUGGCAGUAUUUCGAGUGCAGCUGGCAAACAGCUGGAUGAUGGCAUCAUAAUGAGUAGCAUGGUAUCGUCGCCAUCCUUGGAGGAGGGCGGUUUCAAUUUGCCACGUGAGCCAUCGGUAGCAUUGCGCAUGAAAGAUGAAAUAAGCGAAUACGCUACAGUCAUGUCCACAUCAGGCACAUCACAAUCGUCGGGCUCCUCUGCCGGCACUGCUGCAGCUGGCAAACAACAAGCAGCUAAUCAAGUAGCCACUGGUGGCGCAACACUUUUAUCCACCGCAACUAAUCCGCUGCUCAGCGGUUGUCCACCCACAAUAGUGCCAUGUCCACCGCCCGUGUUUUGCGCCACACUACGCGAACCGCUCACACACAAAGCGGCCGUUUACUAUCAUCAACAAUUGGCGCUGCAAGAGGAUCAGGGUAUCGAUUUGACACAAUCGCCAGGUCGCGAUUCGCCCGGUUCGUCGUCGGGUUCAGCUGGUUCUGGUUCGCGACACUCUACAGCUAGCUUGGAUUCGGGUCGUGCCUCAUCGUAUUUGACUGGUGUGUCGGGUGCAUCGAUACGUGGUAGUGCGGGCGGUGCACUCUCAUCGCCACGUUGCAGUUCGGUGAGUUCAUGUUCGAUUGGUAGUGUCGAUCGGCAACGUAACGAUGAACUUAUCAUCGAUUGGCUAAUGGAGAUGAAGUGUGAGGAGUAUGCACAAUUGUUUAUAGCGGCCGGUUACGAUUUGCCGACCAUUGCACGAAUGACCCCCGAAGAUUUGACAGCGAUCGGCAUAAAAAAUCCACACCAUCGUGAGCGCAUAAAACAACGUAUCGAUAAGUUGCAAGUAUUGGAUAACUUGCCACAUUUCGUGCCGGGCUCUAUCGAAGAAUGGCUACAACUGUUACGUCUCGAGGAAUACAUUCAACCACUACUUGAUCAAAACUAUAAAACUGUACGCGACGUCACGCAAGUCACUUGGGAAGACUUGGAAGAUAUUGGUAUUGUUAAAUUGGGACAUCAAAAGAAGAUUCUCUUAGCCAUUAAGCGUGUAAAGGAUAUCAUAAGCGGAAAGUGGAAUCCAGGCGGUAUUAAUGCUUACCAACAGCAGGAUUAUCGCAACAAGGUUUGGCCCAGUGCCGUGCCAAUGCCCACCACACCGACCUAUUUGCCAACCACGCGCGUCUCGUGGGACGAUUCCAAGAUUUAUGCUACGCCCGGCGUUGAUGCCGUCUAUUUUUGCAGCGGUGCUCAUCACGAGUGCUGCAAUGGCAACGAUGUGGUGCCCAUUAAGGUGCGCCAGCCACGCGGCAAAAGCUUAGAAUCACUCGAGGAUAUACACGACAACAGCACACGCAGCCAUUUGACCUUUAGCCAUUACACGGCCACUGAUUAUGGCCACUUUGCGCAUCCAACGCCUGCUAUGCAACAACAACAUCAUCAACAAGCCUUGCAACACCAGCAGCAACAGCAUCAACAAGCCAUGCAACAGCAUCAUCAGGCAGCCAUGAUGGGCGGCGCUGUUGUGGGCGGACCCGGUGGUGCUGGCGGUGCACGUUUGCUUAGCAAUCAGGCAGCUAUGUCUUGGCGCCGUUCCUACGAUGAUGGUGACAUUACGCCCACCAACGACGCUGCACGCGAACUCAUGUACGAGGAGGGCGGCGGUACGCUACCACGUCAGCAGCGGGGCAUUUUGCAGCGCGCCGUAUUGAACAGCAUGCCACCACUCGAGCAUCACUAUAUGAACGCAGCUGCCGCAGCGGAAUAUGUUUGCCAUGCAGGUGGAUUGGGUGGCGUUGGCGUGCCAGGUGCGGCUGCGCAUGUGGGCGCAACAGGCCCAGCUGGUUGUGUGCUGGACAGCGCCGGUCUGAAUGCAUCCUACUUGACCGGCAGUCCAAUGAGUAAUAAGAAAAUCGCACCGGAACCACCGCGACGUCAUUGUAGUAUACGAAAUUCACGUACUCUGAGUGCGGAUAGCCCACAACAACAGCAACAGUUGCAACAACAACAACAGCUGGGAUUGCAUGUCGGUGCAGCAGUUACGCCUGGCCUCUACUAUGCCGGCGCUGGCGCCUUACAUCAUGGGGGCAUGUAUAUGACGCAUGCGCAACAACAAGCCGCAGCAGCGGCGGCAGCUGCUAAUCAGCCGAUCUAUGCGAAUUACGCAACCAUACAACAGACCACGGCGGAAAUACACUGCGAGAAAUUCCAUGACAAUAAGUCAAAUUCCAGCAUCGACUCCAUUGACACCAUACCGUUCGCCAACGAGAAUACUGGCACCAUCAAACAGCGUCUACUUAACCGCCAAGACAUUGGUGGACCACAGCAGCCGCUACAAUCGGGCAACACACCAAAUCUGCACUCCUCCUCGUCGUCAUCCUCGUCUUCGUCGACCAACACCAUCGCCAAUAUAGCGCACUCUUUCCACUCGCUAAAGACAUCUGCCUCGUUGCAUGACGCUUCGCUGAUACGCAGUGACAGCAUCGGCAGCACCACAAGCGGCGGCAGCGCUGGCGCCAGUACCGGCGGUGGUGGCAGCAAUAGCUUAUUGCUACUACGUUCUCCCACCCUACAAUAUCCACCGACCGAUGUAACGAAUGCCAGCAGCGGCGGCGGCUCAUCAACGACUAUCACCACUACCGUGGACUUGCAUACACCCAGCGGCGCUGAGGCUAAUGCGGAUGCAGCUGGCGAUGGCGCGCCCUUAACCGGCAGCGAGGGUGCCGAUAUAUCUAGUGGCAACGCUGGCGCCGGCGCGACCACAAUUCAAACACCGGGUCAAAAGGUGUCUGUCAAUGUGCUCAAUGACAUUGGUAAUAUGUUGGCCAAUUUGACGGACGAACUUGAUGCCAUGCUGGAGGAGGAGAAGCGCAUUGGCCUAAAUAUUGAUAGUGAAUAAGCACAUAUUGGGGAGCAUACAGCUCAAGGGCGUACAUCUAGGUACAUAGUUAAUACAUAUAUGCGCAUGUGUGUGUUUUGCAAGUUGGGAAUUUAUACAUUAAUGGGUCUUACAUAAAAUGUUAGUGAAAUAUGCGCGUGCGUACGCUUAAGCUUCAAGGCAAAGGACAUUUCAUUCAUAAAUUUCGUUUCUUAUCUUAUCGGUCUCUAGCGCUUGAAAUAAUUUAUUAAAAUGUGACGUUCAUGUAAGAUUUUACUUAUCCUUCUCAAAUGUCAACUCCUUGCUACAAGGGUAUAUUUUAAGUUUUUAAAUCACUGGAAUAAUUCAAUAGUAUCGGUAAACGUUGGAUAGUUUUAUUAUGCGUUUUUAUAUAAAUUAAAUGGUUCAAUACAUUGUUUUUUAAAUUUAGUUGUGCGAUAAAGCUAGGGAUAACGCCAGAUAACUAAUUUAAAUACUGAGAAACAAUUAAAAUUUACUUGCAUGCAAAUAAGUUCAGCCGGAUAAGCGGUUUUCGGCCUUGUAUAUUUAUUUUGAAGUUCAAAGCGCGCUUAAAUUUGUAAAAUAUAUGAAGUGGUUUAAUUUGUUUAUUAUACAAUUGACUUAAUAUUGAAUUUUCAAAACAGUCGUUGAAGUCAGUGUCGGAUAUGGUCGAAAAAUAUAUAAUUUAUUUACUCUGAUAAUGAAAUAAGCUACGGAUAUCGCCGGAUAGCUAAUUUAGUCAUUGAGAAACAAUUAAAAUUUACCUUUAUGCAUACAAAUUCAGCUGGAUAAGCGUUCUUUGGCCUUGUAUGCAUAUUCUGAAGUUUAGAGCAUGCCUAAUAUUUGUAAAAUAUAUCAAGUGACCUAAUUUCUUUAUUAUACAAUUGACUUUAUUUUGAAUUUUUAAAAUAGUCAUUGAAAUCAGUGUCGUAUAACGUCGGAUAAUUUUGUUAUGCGUGCAAAAAAAAAAAAAUUCUUACAUAUAUAAAAUGCUUGUAGUUAUUUAUUUCAGUAAUUUAGUUGCGCGGAUAAUAAAAACACGCUACGGAUAACGUCGAAUAAUUAUUUUAACGGCUUAGAAAUAAUUAAAACGCAUAUAAAUUUAGCCGGAUAAGCGCUUUCAGCCUUAUUUGCAUGUUUUGAAGUUUCAGAGGUUUUUUUAUGAUUCAAUCAGCAAUGAAUGUCUUUACUUUGAAGCUCUUUUGCACGCAUGCGCAUAUGUAGUUUAGUUGCGUCUAACACUUGAGUGUCUUAGUUGUUAGUUUUGUUUUAACAUUAUAACUAAAGUGUUUAGUAUCUAUUAUUUCCUCAUAAAGGAACUUAUAUAUAUGGGUAAUUGUUGUAUAUACGCACAUGAUACGCGUAAAUAUAAUACUUUUUAUACGCAUUUUAUAUUUUACGUGCAUAAGUAUUUAUAGCAGUGUAUUGUGUAUUUGUAUAAAUUUCUCUUGUUUUGUAGUUAAAGAAAGAAAGUAAAAUUGUAACUUAGUAGUUGUAAAGUUCUAAUUUUUUUUACGAAAACUGCUGUUUUAGCGGCGCGGCUGCCUGUAAGUCAGCGAAGAGGAAGAAAAUGUUAAAAAAUUGAAGAAAUAAUAGAAAAAUAAUAAUUUUAUUGCUAUUUUAUUAUUAUUAUUUUUUUUAUUUUUUUUUUAUGUUUUAAUUUAUAAAAAUAAUUUUUUUUUUAAACAUUUGAUCUUAAAGCUUCACAUUGCUGUAGAAUGUGUGUCAAAAACGAUUGCAAACAGUUGUAAAAAAAAUAUCUUUUAAACAAAAAUAUUAAAUAUAAAAAAUAAUUGUUUAAAAAUAACCAACAGUGGUAAAAAAAAAUUAUAAAUAAAUUUAAAAAAAAAAUAUUAUAUUUUUUAAUUUAAUAUUUUUGUUUAAUAUUAAUAAAUAUAUAUUUGUUUUUGUAACAAAAAUAUAAACAAAAAAAUAUUUUUGUUUGUAUUUUUUUGAUUUUUUUUUAUAAUUUUUUUUUUGUUAACAUUUUAUUAAUUUAAUAUUUUUGUUUAAAAAAAUAUUUUUUUACAGCUCUUGGCAAUUGUUUUUGAUUUUUUUUUAACAAAAACAAACAUUCCAUAUACUAUACAUACAUAUGUACAUAUGUAAAUGGCAUAAAAACCAUGCACAUAUUUAUGGGAAAUAUAAUAUAUUGUUUCAAAUUGCAUCCAAAUUAUGUUACAAAACAUUCCAUUUUUAAGUUUAUAGUAAUAUAAAUUCUGCGGUAACCGCCGUAAACAGCAGUUUAAGAAUUCAGAAAUUUUUGUUAAAACUUAAAAAAUAUUUCACUUUAAAUACUUACAAUUCUACGCAAUUUAUAAAAGAAAGAAGAAAAAACAAA